AUGGCCUGUCCCAAAUUCCCCAACUUCACCGGCCUAGGCCACGGCCAGCCCACCGACACACGCACCUACUGGGUUCACAUGGACAAACCCGCCCAGGCGAAUUCCACCCCGGAAGUCCUCCACAAGGUCCACGCCGCAGUACAACGUCGCGAAUGCACGGUUUACACCUCAUGGGGCGCCAUCCCCGCGGCGAGAGCUGCGCCGACGGGCAAUGUGCUCAUCGGGUUCAAUGCGACGAACCACACCCCGGGUGGGAUCUUGGACGCCGCUGAGGCGCGAGUCAAGUACCUGAUUGAUUCGCAGUAUCAGGGGUCGCCGCAGGAAGCAGGUAAGUCGACCGUGGUGAUUAUGCCUUGA
This is a messenger RNA of Aspergillus clavatus NRRL 1, 357 nucleotides long. RefSeq lists its product as uncharacterized. The record is from RefSeq and is a predicted model, not a curated record. Lineage: Eukaryota; Fungi; Ascomycota; Eurotiomycetes; Eurotiales; Aspergillaceae. The coding region runs from base 1 to 357 and encodes 118 amino acids. The transcript has a single exon.